Messenger RNA from Toxotes jaculatrix (banded archerfish), 1020 nucleotides. It is a transcript of the gene rbfox3a, whose product is annotated as RNA binding fox-1 homolog 3a. The transcript has 11 exons. Gene Ontology annotation, molecular function: mRNA binding. Bases 34 to 1020 code for a protein of 328 amino acids. The record is from RefSeq and is a predicted model, not a curated record. Gene Ontology annotation, biological process: regulation of alternative mRNA splicing, via spliceosome; nervous system development. Gene Ontology annotation, cellular component: cytoplasm; nucleus. NCBI's taxonomy places the organism in Eukaryota, Metazoa, Chordata, Actinopteri, Toxotidae.
GGUAACCAAGAGGCCCCAGCUCCCCCCGAAGCCAUGGCCCAACCCUUCCCACCGGCCCAGUACCCUCCUCCACCACAGAAUGGGAUCCCCGCUGAAUACGCCACGCCCCACACCCACCCACCGGCCGACUACACGGGACCAAGCACGGUGGCCGAGCACGCCCUGACACUGUACACGCCAACGCACACACACAGCGAACAGCCGGGAAAUGACAGCAGCACCCCCGCACUCACAGCCAACACAGUAACGCAGGCAGAGGAGGCUGUACAGACAGAGGGUUCCCAGCAGCUCCACCUGCAGCCCAGUGAUUCGUCUGGGAAGCAGCAGCCUAAGAGGUUACACGUCUCCAACAUCCCUUUCCGUUUCCGAGAUCCUGACCUGCGGCAAAUGUUCGGGCAAUUUGGCAAGAUUUUAGACGUGGAGAUUAUUUUUAACGAGCGAGGCUCCAAGGGCUUUGGGUUUGUAACAUUUGAAACGAGUGCAGAUGCUGAUCGUGCACGGGAGAAACUAAAUGGUACAAUCGUAGAAGGACGAAAAAUAGAGGUCAACAAUGCAACAGCCAGAGUAAUGACCAACAAAAAGGUGGCAAACCCUUACACAAACGGCUGGAAGCUGAAUCCGGUGGUUGGAGCAGUAUAUGGUCCUGAAUUUUAUGCAGUGACAGGCUUUCCAUACCCCAGUACAGGAGCAGCCAUGGCCUAUAGAGGGGCCCAUUUGAGAGGGAGGGGUCGGGCCGUCUACAACACGUUCCGUGCUGCACCUCCUCCUCCACCCAUCCCUGCCUAUGGAGCUGUGGUCUACCAGGAUGGCUUUUAUGGGGCAGAAAUAUAUGGAGGGUAUGCAGCUUACAGAUAUGCCCAGCCAGCUGGUACUGCUGCAGCUGCAUACAGUGACAGUUAUGGCAGAGUCUAUGCAACAGCAGACCCAUAUCACCAUACGAUUGGACCUGCAGCCACUUACAGCGUGGGCACUAUGGCUAGCCUUUACAGAGGAGGGUGCAGUCGCUUCACUCCCUACUAG